Cyanistes caeruleus (blue tit) is the source of this 5682-nucleotide messenger RNA. It is a transcript of the gene ADNP2, whose product is annotated as ADNP homeobox 2. Lineage: Eukaryota; Metazoa; Chordata; Aves; Passeriformes; Paridae. Gene Ontology annotation, biological process: regulation of gene expression. Gene Ontology annotation, molecular function: DNA binding. The record is from RefSeq and is a predicted model, not a curated record. Gene Ontology annotation, cellular component: nucleus.
CUGCAGCCCGGCCGGGUUCCUGUUCUACACCCACCCCAAUGGUAUCAGAAUGUCUUCUGGACUGCUUGGUGAUAAAAAACAUUAGAAAACAAGACUAGCAUCUGUCAAAUGGGGUUCCCUCUCCAUUUCUCUCUACACACCUUUCCUUUUGGGGGAGAAGAAGCAAAGAAUAGUAUGAAAAGUGCAAAAUGUUUCAAAUUCCUGUUCAAAACCUUGAUAACAUAAGGAAGGCUCGAAAAAAGGUGAAGGACAUUCUUGUGGAUCUUGGGCUUGACAACUGCAGGGAACUGUUGAAGAAUCUUAAAAGUUUUGAUGCAGGUGAAAGCUACUUUCGUAACACUUCAUGGAGUGAUGUCUCUCCUUGGGAGCCUGUGGGCAGAAGGAAGAGAUACAGAACCAAGCCGUACUGCUGUAGCUUAUGCAAGUUCUCAUCCAAAUUGCUCACUUCUUUCAAGAAUCACUUGCAUCGUUGCCAUGAGGACGAAAUUGACCAAGAGAUGGUGGUUUCUUGCCCAAAAUGUACAUUUUCUUCUCAUCCCAAAGUAGUGGGAGAACACGUCUGGAUGUUUCAUUCCUCUAAUAAACGAAUACAGAACUAUACAGUCAGCAUUUUGGAUGGCAUGAAACAAUUUAGGAGUGACAUCAUAAACUUCACAUGUCUAAAAUGUCAAUUCACAGACACCUUGUAUUACAAUAUGAAGAGACAUGUGCUGAUGAACCAUUUUGAAAACUUAUUAAGUGUAUAUUUCGGUGAGAAAUGUGAUGAAAGCACACCAAAUUCAUUUGAGUUCUACUGUAAAAAAUGUAAUGCUCCUGCAAACAACCCAGAUUCUUUGAUGUACCAUGUAUUGACAGCUGAAACACACAGAGACCUGGAGAACAAACUUCGAUCUCUGAUUUCAGAACGUCUUAAGAAACCUGGAUUUGUGAAACAAAUGUAUAUUGCUCCAAAGCCUGUCUCAAGUGUAGCAGCAGCCGCUCCAUCUGCAGGACCUGCUGCUGUCCCAACAGGUGCUGUGACAGCUCCGUCUUGCAUCCAGGUUGCAUUUCCACAGAAUAAUCAAAACCAGAGCAUGGUGCAGACACAAGCAGUUCAGAACACAGUCGGACCAGUGACUGUCCCAAGUGCCUCUGGCAGCCUCCCACAAACCACUUGUGCUUCUGCCGCUAUGUCCUUGCAAGUUGCUCUUGUGCCCAGCAAUCCUCCCGUGGCUCAGAACAACCUUGGUAUUCAGCCAUCACCUUCACAGCCCGUUGUUGUUUCCCAUGGGCUCCCUCUUAAUCAUUCUGUUGGGACUAUAAAUAGAACUGUGGCCCCUGCAGUUCUUCCUCUUAAUCAGCCAGUGAGGCCUGGGCUCUUUCCUGUUAAUCAACCUAUUGGUACCAUAAACAGUCCAGUUCCAACUGGAACACUCCCUGCUACUCAGCCUGUCAGCCCUGUGAAUCAACCAGUUGCACCAGGAGUCCUCCCUGUGAAUCAGCCAGUUGCUCCAGGAAUUCUGUCUGUCAGCCAGUCACUACCUGUGACACAGACAGUUGGGUCGGGUCUUCUCCAGCUUAACCAGCCUGUUGCCUCUGGGGUGGUUCCUGUCACACAGCCUGUUGGACCUGGGUUUCUUCAGCUUAAUCAACCUGUUGCCCCAGCAGUUAUCCCAGUAAAUCAGCCAGUUCAGCCUCCAGUUUCUCAAAGUACGGCUUUUUUGACUGCGGGCUCUAUACUGAGGCAGUUGAUUCCCACUGGCAAGCAGGUUAAUGGGAUACCUACUUUCACGCUGGUCCCCGUCUCAGUCACUUUGCCUGUACCUCCUGGCGGUGGAGUAGCGACUGUGACACCUCCACAGGUGCCUGUCCAGCUCAUGCAGUCGGGGUCAGUGGCUCAGCUGUCCCAGUCACCAGCCAAUGCUCCCUCUCCUCCCCUGGUUUCGACCUCUGAGAAUGUAUCCUUACAGGCCUCCCCGCCUGCUCCUGAAACAAGCCAGGCCGUCAGACAGGCCAAGCAGUGGAAGACCUGCCCUGUUUGUAAUGAGCUUUUCCCGUCAAAUGUCUAUGAGGUGCACAUGGAGGUGGCCCACAAACCUUGUGAAAUAAAAGUAGAAACCCCAGAACCUCACAAACUUGCAGCUUGCGCACCUUUUCUGAGGAUGACAGAAAAGGCGAUCCGGUGUUACGCUUGUAAAUGUUUUCUCUGUGAGGAAGAGCUCAUGAAGCAUAUCUUCAUGCAUGGCUUAUCUUGCUUGUUUUGCACAGGUACUUUCUAUGACUUAAAAAGCCUUGUGGAGCACAACAAAACUGCACACAAUGGGAGAAAGCAGUUGCAUGCAAGUUACAGCAACAGAGGAAUUCAGCUUGGUAAUGAUGCUCAGGGUGGCCUUGUGUUUCCACACUUCGAUUUCAACACAGUGCUACCAGACGAAGACAUGGGUGAAAAGGAAGUACAUUUGGCAGUUCUUGUUGGAGUAUAUUCAACAAUUCUUGUCCCUGUUUACAUCAAAGUGAAACCUCAGACAGCGCAAGUGAACAGGAGAUGCACCAGAAAAAUGUUCACCUGUCCCUUUUGCUUAGGUACGUUUGCUGGUAGAGAAACCUAUGAAAAGCAUUUGAAAGAGAGGCAUCAUAUAAUGCCGACUGUGCAUACGAUUUUAAAGUCUCCUGCUUUCAAGUGCAUCCACUGUUGUGGUGUGUACCCUGGAAAUAUGACUCUGACAGCCAUUGCUGUACAUUUGCUCCGUUGUAGAAGUGCUCCCAAAGACACCAACUCGAGCCUGAAGAUGCAGCUUGAGCGCACUGAGAGGAAAGAGCUGCUGUUUCUGAAUGGUGAGAAGCAUAUUUCUGUGUUACUGAAAAGAAAGCAAUCAGAUUCCUGCUUUGUUACAGAAGACCAAAGGAAUAAGGAACAGCAGCCUCUGGGCUUAAGUACUGGCAUAGCUCUGUCUCCAGAGAACGAAGUGAAUUCAGGGGUGGUGCCUUUCAAACGACAAAAAAUUAGGACUGAGAUGAGGAAGGUUCCUUCUAGUGAGGAUUUCCGCUUUCUAGCGGUAGAUCCUAAUCAUUAUGAUCACAAUUCAUAUGAGGCACAGAGACAGUUUUUGUCAGACUACUUUCACAAGAGGCCAUAUCCUUCUAAAAAAGAGGUGGAAUUGCUUUCCUUGCUGCUAUAUGCGUGGAAAAUUGAUGUUGCAUCAUUCUUUGGAAAAAUGAGAAAUAGAUGCUUAAGGUCGAUAAAACGUCACAGACCGUCUGUGCUGAUGGGUUUCAGUAUGUCUGAACUAAAAAACAUUAAGCACAGUUUGAAUUUAAAAGAUGGACCAUUGGAUGUGUAACCCAGCUUUUUAUAAUAGCUAAAAGCAAUCCAUAAUUGCUUACUUACAAUUUAGCAGUUUAUUAUAUUGUUUAACUUGCAGACUGGCCUGUUGAAGGGUGCAGUAAUACAAAAAAUAUCAUUCACUUGUGACUGUUAUUGUGAAAGGCACACGUAGUUGUGUAUUUUGAAAGCUAAAACCUUCAGACUUAAACAUCUGGAAUUUGUUUUAGCUUUUAGCUUUUUACCUUCCUUGGGGGUAGUGUUGUGAGUUGGGUUUGGUUUUUUUUUUUUUUGUGAUUUUUACUUUUUGGGGGGAGGAUUGUUUUGUUGUUUUGUUUUGUUCCAUUUCUUUUUCUUCCCCUCCAGGAUCCCAUUGCAUUUUUUAUACCACCAUGUAAAACCCGUGUCCUUAUUAAAACCAAAUUUUAUUUUAUUUUAUUUUUCUGCAGUGUCAGCUUUUCUAAGUAAUGAAAUGUGUAAUGGUGGUUAAAAUAACAAGAUGAACUAUGUGAAAAAGGUGUAUUUGAUUAUUUGUAUUUUUAAGUCCUGAUACUUUUGAACUAUUUCUGGUUUAUCUACUAAAGAAGUGAUUGCAGCCAUUACAUCCAUUGCCCCUUCAAAUUCCCAGUGCACUGUUAGCAGUGAAAUACAUGGCAUUGUGGUUUUUUCCUCAGUCAGAAUACCUGUGCCUGUUAAGUCUGGUGAUCUGUAGUUCCUGCUGAGUAUUGACAUGGUGAGGACUGAGGGGCUUUUGGGUGCCCACUGAAGUGUUACAGUGAACUGACUUGAAAUGGUUGUGUUACCUGUUAAAUAGAUCUUGCUAACCAGAAGUGUUUAUCCUUUUCAUUAGGUGUUGAGGCCUGGUUGUUUAUCUAUUGUUCAAAGCUUGGCAGCAGCACUUACUUUAUUUUCUUUUUCAAAAAACAAAGCUGCUUUGGAGAGUGUCAGAUUGCUUUGAUACAUGGAGUAUAUGACCUCUGUGCAUAUGUGUAGAAGCCCUAUCCAAGUAUCACCCAAAUUUGGUGAAAAGUCUGACAUUUUAAAUUGCUGUUUUAUGAGGUAGUAACUGAGCAGAGCCUACUCCCCAGCAAAUCAGAUCCCUGGCCUGAAGUCUCUUGGGUCAGAAAUGGUACAAACUAAGCCUGGAUGGAUUGGUAGCAUCAAGACUUUAAGCUGUUGAGUACAUGAGCCAGUGAUACUCAUGUAGUGGUUGGUGCUUGUUGGCCUUCAGAGGGCAUCACAAUAGUAUAAAAACCAAACAGAUUUACCUUGAGUAUGGACUAACAUCUUUGUUGCAGAUUACAGAAAAGCUGUUGGGAAGGUUCACUUGAAUUGAAGCACAACCUGGUGGCCACAUUGAGGCCUUAUUGAGUACUGUCCUUUCUGGAUAUGCUUGUUUUCAUCUGGCUUGUCAAAGAGUGCCUCCAAUAUCAACAGCCAGUUACAUAAUAAAUAACCUGUAACAUGCAUUGGGUUUAUUUCCUCCUUUUCAUCCCCCUCUCCCCACCCUUCUUUCUAAGAAGAAAAAAAUUAGAGUUCACUUGUGCCAGUGAUAGAAGGAAAGGGUGGUAUGCCCAAGUUUACUUCUAUUUUUUAAGGUAGUAAGUAGACUUUUGCCCUGUGCCAUAGUUUUCAAAGCAGAUACAGAAUGUUUUAUUGCUAUUUCUGAAAGGGUGUGACAUUUUUAACAGCAUUUGGUGACUUCCUGCCUGAGGUUCUAUACGCUGUUUGGAGUUAUAUUUUGGAUAAAAUCUUAAUAUUUUCAUAUUGAUUGCUUCAAAGACUUUUAAUGUGUAUGUAACAUAUGGUUACUUAGAGAGAACCUGCAAUUUGGAAAAACCUAGUAAUUUAAUAGCGGUGUUAAACAGUAUUUAUGGGAUCAAUUCUGUGCCCCACCUCAAAAAGUGAUUGAGAAACAAUGUGUUCUUAUGGCCUCAUAAUAGCUCAUUAAAAAUUAAAAAGUAAAAUAUACUUGGCCAUAGCACAGAGUUCAUGAAACCUGUUCAGAGGGCUUUGGGUGAGGAAGAGAGAUGCGCUCUAGAAGUCCUGAAAUGUGAGCACUUACUCUUGCUCUUACAGCCCCUGCCCUGUGAGCCCUGUCUUCUUUGGGGUAGUUCUGCUGGUCCUGGUGAGACUCUAGCAUGGGGGAGUUUGGCAGUGUGCAUCUGGGGAAGGCUUGCCGUGAAUGGGGGAAGAUUGUGGAGAGAACAACGUGGCUGUGGGGAGCUGGGAAGUCAUUUCGUGGUUCAUCCGUGCUUGGGGGACCGAGGGAACAAUCCCGUCUUUCCAGAGUUUUCCUACAUAGUGUCCAGUGUUGAUGUUAAACAUUUUAUUUAUUGGAUUUUAUUUCACAGUUUCAAAUAAACCAGAUUUUUAACUUU